Molecule: messenger RNA, 276 nt
Organism: Clunio marinus
Lineage: Eukaryota; Metazoa; Arthropoda; Insecta; Diptera; Chironomidae
Source: the annotation of a GenBank genome assembly
AUGCUACAAAUUUAUUUGACUCUCCCGCUUAAACUCUUAUCACAACUCACAAGGCCAUGUGUAGAUUAUGAUGCAAGCUUAAUACAAACGGACUCAUCUUUACGAGUGAAACAGCUGUUUGAUAUCAUUGAUAUCGGAUCAAUACGAGGCAACCGCUUUCGUUCCACUUAUUUACAUAAAAAAAAUCAAACUCCUAAUCAAACAAAUAAAUCACGUCAAAUGAAAACGAAAGUUAUCAGCAUUGCAGUUCAGGAUUAUCAAUUUAAUUAUAAAUAA